UGAUGCUGGCAUGUCAUGAGAUAUUUAAAUAAGAAAUCUAUUUCUUACAGUCACGAUGAGUGCCAGUCGUUGCCAAAUGGCUGUGGUAACCGAUUCUUCUCUGUAGUAUUCCGUGCGGGUCUCAAGAAAAGACGGGAAGAAAAGGCUGUUGAUAAGAAGUUGAUGGCUAGGAUGGCAUGGAAAAAUGCUGUGAUGAAGGCUCGCACUCUUGGGGAUCCUUGGGAGAAGUUUCAUCUGGAUACAUACAAAACCGAGAAAGCUAAACGUCACCGGUACAAUGCCAUGAGGCAGAAUUGGGUUGUUGAUGAGGUUGUGGUCAAGAUGGAGAAUGAACCUUUCAACCACGGAGCUAUGAGAGAAUGCUUUCGCAUGAAGAAAUUGAGUAACUUCUCAAAGGAUGAUUGGAUGCGUGCACACAACUAUGUGGCCAAGCGGUAUAUGGAUGAAGACACUCACAGGGAAACCUACUUUGAUGAUGUUAGACUCCAGAUGGAUGCCAAGUUAUGGGGAGAAGAGUACAAUAGGCAUAACCCACCAAAAAAGGUAGACAUAUUCCAAAUGGCUAUCUUGGAAAUGGUGGAGAGAGAGGGCAGUCCCCUGUAUCACCUUGAGCACUUCAUUGAGGGUCAAUAUGUCAAGUACAACUCCAACUCUGGCUUUGUACUAUGUGAGGCCAUUCGAAUGACCCCACAAGCAUUCUCCCAUUUCACAUUUGAAAAAUCUGGACAUGAACUAAUUGUAGUGGACAUCCAGGGAGUUGGCGAUUUGUACACAGAUCCACAGAUUCACACAAGCCAUGGAAAUGACUAUGGUGAUGGUAACUUGGGAACUCGAGGAAUGGCAUUGUUCCUGCAUUCUCACCAGUGCAACUCCAUAUGUGAGAGCCUGAGUCUCACGCCAUUUGACUUGGCCCCUUCUGAGAUUGAAGUUAACAAAAAUAUUGCCAACCUUCAGGUUUCCUGUAAAACAGUGGUUCGUGGGACUGAAGAAAUUGUGGUGACACCAACAGAAGAAGAGAAAGAACACAUUCAGGAAUACAUCCGCAUGCGCUCCCUCUCUUCAGGAUAUGUUUCUGGAGAUGAUAAGCCAAGGGUCAAGCUUACCUCUAUCAGUUCUACAGAUUCUCUUGAGAGUGAUGACUUUCCUUUGAUGUCUGAAAGUGAAGAUUCCAUAGUGGAUUCUGCACGUCAGGAACACAGACAGCGACAGUUAUCAUAUAAUGCUAGAGUGCGACUUGACUCAAUGACAGAUUCUGGUACUGACACUGAAACCAAAGAAAAAGACCUCCUUCGGGUAUGUAUCUGAUAACAUGCUGUAAAU
This is a messenger RNA of Cherax quadricarinatus, 1320 nucleotides long. NCBI's taxonomy places the organism in Eukaryota, Metazoa, Arthropoda, Malacostraca, Decapoda, Parastacidae. The record is from RefSeq and is a predicted model, not a curated record.